CUUUCGUUUUGUCCAUUACUUAGAGCUGUUUUCUCAAACAGGAUACCAAAUCAGCUCCAGCUCCACCGGUGGAGCUGUUUGUGUAAAGUGAAGCCAUGCUACACGGGAGAGCUCUGUCUCCCCUCCCUCAUGGCCACGCCACUUUGAAAGCUCCUGCUCCUGCUCCUGGAAAGCAGCCUGCCUGCACCCGUGAACCGCCACCGCCGGAAUGAAGCCUCUACAGCGACCGAGCAUAUAUAAUAUACUCGUGUCGUGUAUCUUCAACUCCAGCUAGCGGCUAAGAAUAAACGGGGCUAAAUUAUAGGAACCUCGCUCCAUCAACAUCGCCUCGGCACCAAGCCAAUGGCUACUUAUAGCAUCUCCCCUUUCUCUCUCGUCCCCUCCUUGGUCCCUCGGCACGCGCCGGCCGCCUCCGCCCAUCGCCGUGCUGCCAUGCCAUCACUGCCGAGAAGACGAUCUUGCAAGGACGCCAUCGCAUAAAAGGAGAUCAGCAGGAGGUGGAGCCAACCGACGACGGAUCGGUCCCUGCGACGGAAUAGACCGAGACCUAGCAUUGGCCGCGCGCCGGAGUGGGCUGCACUGCAGUGCAGGUGGGUCUCGCAUCGCACGCGAGGAGGAUGUAGGCUGUCGACGCCCGGGAGAAAAGGUGAAGGUGGAGCGGGUGGGCAAUGAGCCGGCACCUGCACCGCUGCUUCGCGUCCACGGGGACCAUGUUCCUGUGGGCGCUCUUCCUGGUGGCCAUGACGGCCACGUACCUGAGCGUGCACUCCUUCGUCGACAGCACCUCCCCGCGCUACUUCGCGGCGUCCUGGGGCGGGCUGCACUGGGAGCGCCAGAUCCGGGCGUCGGCGUCGCCGCGGCGGCGGUCGGCGCCUGGGGCGCCCGCGGGGCUGUCCGUGCUCGUCACGGGCGCCGCGGGCUUCGUGGGCGCGCACUGCUCGCUGGCGCUCCGCAAGCGCGGCGACGGCGUCGUCGGCAUCGACAGCUUCAACUCCUACUACGACCCCUCGCUCAAGAAGGCGCGGCGCGCGCUGCUGGGCAGCCACGGCGUGUUCGUCGUGGAGGGCGACAUCAACGACGGCCGCCUCCUGGCCAAGCUCUUCGACGUCGUGCCCUUCACCCACGUGCUCCACCUCGCGGCGCAGGCCGGCGUGCGCUACGCCAUGGAGAACCCGGCGUCGUACGUCCACUCCAACGUCGCCGGCCUCGUCUCCCUCCUCGAGGCCUGCAAGGACGCCGACCCGCAGCCGGCCGUCGUCUGGGCCUCCUCCUCCUCCGUCUACGGCCUCAACGACCGCGUCCCCUUCUCGGAGGCGCACCGCACCGACCACCCGGCGUCGCUGUACGCCGCCACCAAGAAGGCCGGCGAGGAGAUCGCCCACACCUACAACCACAUCUACGGCCUCUCCGUCACCGGCCUCCGCUUCUUCACCGUGUACGGGCCGUGGGGCCGCCCCGACAUGGCCUACUUCUCCUUCACCCGCAACAUCCUCCAGGGGAAGCCCAUCACGGUGUACAGGGGCAGGGACCACGUCGACCUCGCCCGGGACUUCACCUACAUCGACGACAUCGUGCUCGGCUGCCUCGCGUCGCUGGACACGGCGGGCCGGAGCACCGGUACCGGCGGCAAGAAGCGCGGCCCGGCGCCCUACCGGAUCUUCAACCUGGGGAACACGUCGCCCGUCACGGUGCCCACCAUGGUGUCCAUCCUGGAGAGGUACCUGCGGGUGAAGGCCAAGAAGAGUGUGGUGGAGAUGCCCGGCAAUGGCGACGUGCCAUACACGCACGCCAACAUCAGCUUGGCCCGGGAGCAGCUCGGCUACAAGCCGACGACGAGCCUGGAGGUGGGGUUGAAGAAGUUCGUCAGGUGGUACCUCAACUACUACGGAUACAAGUAUACAACCGGCUGAGGAACUCGUGAUGAUCAGUAUAAAAUGGGCCCGAGACAUGAGACUGAGUUUCCAUGAUGAUCAGUAUGUGAUUAGUAUACCGCUCUGUCGUGCCUUCCACACACACUCUCUCAGAUAAAAAAAAAGUCGCAUUUUUUUAGUCCAGACAAGUUAGGGAAAUGCAAGAACAGAAUUCUGUUGUAGCUAGGUGGGAAGAUGAGAGGGGACGGAGACAGAGCCAUGAAAUGGAGGGGGUGAUCCCCUUCAUUCUGUAUUUUCUUCUGUAAAUUGUAUCAAUCAUUAUAGGGUUAUCCUUUCUUUCUCAAAGCUCACUCAUCAUCACAUAUAACAAUAGCAACUUUUGGGA
This is a messenger RNA of Zea mays, 2256 nucleotides long. Its product is annotated as UDP-glucuronate 4-epimerase 1. The transcript has a single exon. The record is from RefSeq and is a predicted model, not a curated record. Bases 669 to 1910 code for a protein of 413 amino acids. Lineage: Eukaryota; Viridiplantae; Streptophyta; Magnoliopsida; Poales; Poaceae.